AUGGACAAAACCUGGAUUCUUAAGCCACAAGAUAGCAUAGAAUAUAGACGAGGACUUAAUAUGUUCCUAGACUUUGCAUUUGCGAAUGCAUCGUCGGAUAACAUGAUAAAGUGUCCAUGCCCUCAAUGUGGGUUUCAAUUUAUGCAAACAAGAGAGGAUGCGUAUGACCACCUGUUGAUAAAGCCCUUUCCCGCUGGCUAUACUUUGUGGUUGCGUCAUAGUGAGAAACCAGCUGGGGAGAGCUCUACUUGCACACUAAUAGUUGAGAAACCUACACUCGAAGUGAAUCUAUAUCUUCAAAUGGUGCACGAGGCAUUUAACGUCACAAUGCCUCCUGAAAGUGAGAAGACCACAACAGCAGAUCCUGUAGAAGACGAUGAUGUAGAGUUACCGUACUUGUACGAUGGUCCAAGUUGCGAGGCACAGGAUUUUGUCGAUCUUCUUGCGGAUGGAGCGGAGGAAUUAUAUCCUGGCUGCUCAAAAUACUCAAAAUUGUCUUUCCUAGUGAAGUUUUAUCACAUUAAGUGUAUGUGUGGUGUGAGUGACAAGGCUAUGUCGAUGAUUUUGGACUUAUUGCGGGAUGCAUUUGAACAAGCCAAAUUUUCGUCCACUUUGUAUGAAGCCAAGAAAACUAUCCGAAAGUUGGGGAUUGAGUACAAAAAGGUAGAUGCAUGCCCGAAUGAUUGCAUGUUGUAUCGGGGUGAGGAUGAGGGCGCGACGAAAUGCAAGCAGUGUGGGACUUCACGAUGGAAGCAGAAGACGCGAAAGGGUUCCAUUACGAAACUCAAAAUACCUCAUAAGGAGGCAGAUAAUAAUGAUGGGUACUUGAGGCAUCCAAGGGACGCUGAAUCAUGGAAAGACUUUGAUGCUAAGUAUCCUUCUUUUUCUAACGAUGCUCGCAGUGUUCGCUUGGCUUUAGCAAGUGACGGUUUUAAUCCUUUCAGAAAUAUGAGUACCACGUAUUCUAUUUGGCUUAUGAUUCUUAUUACGUACAAUCUUCCUCCCUGGCUAUGCAUGAAACAGGCAUCUUUUAUACUGUCUAUGAUUAUUCCCGGUCCUAAAAUGUCGGGUAACGACAUCGAUGUUUAUUUGGAGCCCCUAGUGGAUGAGUUGAAGCAACUCUGGGAUGGCGUUGAAACUUAUGAUGCUAAUAAGGGGACCACUUUCAAGAUGCGUGCGGCACUAAUGUGGACUAUUAGCGAUUUUCCAGGGUUGGAAAAUUUAUCUGGGUGGAACACGUACAGUGGGUUAGCUUGUCCCACGUGUAACAUGGAUGCUAAGGCUCAGCGACUAACAUUCAGUCGAAAAUGGUGUUACACGGGUCAUCGCCGCUUCUUGAAUCAGGGCCAUAAAUAUAGAGUAGACCGGAUUAGAUUUGACGGACAAGUUGAAAGCAGAGAUCCACCGAAGAAGUAUUCUGGAGCAGAUGUCUUAAGGCAGCAGUGUAACAUGCAAGUAUCAUUUGGAAAGAGCUCAACUCUGACAGCCAAAAGAAGACGCAUUGGUGAAGAUGCAGAUCAAGAUGACUCGUAUUGGAAAAAGAGGAGUGUGUUCUUUGAACUCUCGUACUGGAAGGAUCACAUGUUGCGUCAUAACCUUGAUGUGAUGCAUAUAGAGAAGAACAUUUGUGACAAUGUGGUCUUCACUAUCUUAAACGAUAGCGUCAAAUCAAAGGACAAUCUUAAGGCUCGCAAAGAUUUACAAAGCAUGGGCAUAAGGUCUGAAUUGUGGCCGGAUGAAGAUGGUAAAUAUCCUUCAGCAAUCUUCACAAUGUCGAAUCCACAGAAGGAUGUAUUCCUGAAGACUCUACAGAACGUGGUCUUUCCAGAUGGUUACUCGAGCAAUAUUGCUCGUUGUGUUGACAUCCGGCAGCGCAAGUUGUAUGGGUUGAAGAGUCACGACUGCCACAUUCUAAUGGAACAAUUACUUCCAAUUUUGGUGAAGAAUGCACUGCCAAGUCCAGUAUCGAAUGUGAUUGCGAAUCUGUCCUCAUUUUUUCGAGAACUCUGUGGAAAAGCUGUAAAUCCUAUGAAUCCUGGUGACCUUCAGAAUCAUGUUGUGCAAACUCUGUGUCAGAUGGAAAUGAUAUUUCCUCCGUCCUUCUUCACUGUCAUGGUUCACCUUACAGUGCACCUCGUUGAUGAAGUAAAAGUUGGUGGCCCGGUACAUUACCGGUGGAUGUAUCCAAUAGAAAGUUACUUGGGACGAUUGAAGCAAUACGUGCGUAAUAGGGCACAAGCUGAAGGCUCAAUUGCGGAGGGCUAUUUAUCCGAGGAGAGUUUGACAUUCUGCUCCAGAUAUUUGGAUAAUACUGAGACUAGAAUCAACCGACCAGCGCGAGUUGACGAUCGACCUGUUGAUACUACAAACAAUACAGGAUGUACUAUGUUCCCUGAAAUUGGAAAAGGUUCAGGGGUUGUAUCACAUUUUGUACUGGCCCCAACGAAAAGAGAUCAGGCACAUCGUCAUGUGCUAGUCAAUUGCGAGGCCGUCGCUCCAUUUAUUGAGUCAGAAACCAAGCGAAAAUUACGGGAUCAAACAAGGUCGCAAUCUAAGAUAGACCGUGUUGUGCAUGCAGAAUUUUCUCGCCGGUUCAAGCGUGAGGUUCCAAUGGACAGUACUGUACAUUCUCAAGAAACGAAGUUGCUAGCAUGUGGUCCCAUGCUUCAGGCAAGACGGUUUGGGGCAUACAACGUCAAUGGGUACAAAUUUAGAACCAUCACAAAGGAAGACGGGCUGAAAACACAAAAUAGUGGAGUUUAUGUCUCAUCAAAUACAAGAAGUUAUGCCAGCAUGCAUGACAACAGAGUGGCUGUUGGUAGUGUUCCAUAUUAUGGAAAAAUUGUGGACAUAAUCGAACUGAACUACAGCUGCCAUUUCACAGUGGUUUUGUUCAAAUGUAUUUGGGCUGAUACAACUACGAGUAGAGGAAUCAAAGAAGACCAUCUGGGCCUUAUCAGCGUUAAUUUCACUCGUCCAAUUCACACCGGUGAUCGAGAAGAGGAUGAACCGUACAUAUUGGCAUCAGAAGCUCAGCACGUGUACUAUGUACGUGAUGAAGUAGAUCAAGAAUGGAGUGUAGUGGUUCAUGUAAAACCACGAGACUUGUAUGACAUGGGAGGAGAGAAUGAGGAUGUUGAAGCUGCUUUUUCUCCUCAGCCCGGGUUGAACAUGUCAGCAGCAGGUGACAUCAGUGAUUUACAGUUGACAAGAGAUGAUGUAGAAGACCCAGUAGCAGAUGGUUCUGAUAACAUAGAUUAUGUGCCAUAG
Arachis duranensis is the source of this 3270-nucleotide messenger RNA. RefSeq lists its product as uncharacterized. The record is from RefSeq and is a predicted model, not a curated record. The coding region runs from base 1 to 3270 and encodes 1089 amino acids. Lineage: Eukaryota; Viridiplantae; Streptophyta; Magnoliopsida; Fabales; Fabaceae. The transcript has 5 exons.